UCUCCUCCUCCGGCACAACCAUUUUAAAGGGGGUUACUGCGCGGACUUCCCCAAAGUCCCUAGAUUUUCUCUUUCUGAAUUCACGGUGCCUUGUAGAGGAGGCGGCGGCGACGGCGGCGGCGGGGGGAGAGGAAGAGAAGGAAGCGCCUCCGGUUUGAACCAAUGCAGCCCUGCGGCUCUGCGGGAGGAGCGUCCCUGCCCUGAUGAGCCCCCUCCGUGCGUCCCGGACAGUUCUCCAGCGGGAGGGGAGAGCGGGGCCCAGCGUGGACGAUCGCUGCUUUGCCGGUGGGGGUAGGAUGUGGUGAAAGAAUGGGGCUUCUCCCUUCCGGGGGUCACAAUGGCCAGAGAAGAUUCCGUCAAGUGCCUGCGCUGCCUGCUCUACGCCCUCAAUUUGCUCUUUUGGUUAAUGUCCAUCAGUGUGUUGGCGGUUUCUGCUUGGAUGAGGGACUACCUAAAUAAUGUUCUGACUUUAACUGCAGAAACAAGAGUAGAGGAGGCUGUGAUCUUGACUUACUUUCCUGUGGUUCAUCCGGUCAUGAUUGCUGUUUGCUGUUUCCUUAUCAUUGUGGGGAUGUUAGGAUACUGUGGAACAGUGAAGAGAAACCUGUUGCUCCUUGCCUGGUACUUUGGAAGUUUACUUGUCAUUUUCUGUGUAGAACUGGCUUGUGGCGUUUGGACGUAUGAGCAGGAAAUUAUGGUUCCAGUACAGUGGUCAGACAUGGUCACUUUGAAAGCCAGGAUGACAAAUUAUGGCUUACCUAGGUACCGGUGGCUCACUCACGCUUGGAAUUUUUUUCAGAGAGAGUUCAAGUGCUGCGGAGUGGUGUAUUUCACGGACUGGCUGGAAAUGACAGAGAUGGAGUGGCCCCCGGACUCCUGUUGUGUUCGGGAAUUCCCAGGAUGUUCCAAGCAGGCCCACCAGGAAGAUCUCAGUGACCUUUAUCAAGAGGGUUGUGGGAAGAAAAUGUAUUCCUUUUUGAGAGGAACCAAACAACUGCAGGUGCUGAGGUUUCUGGGAAUCUCUAUUGGCGUGACACAGAUCCUGGCCAUGAUUCUCACCAUUACACUGCUCUGGGCUCUCUAUUAUGACAGAAGGGAGCCUGGGACAGACCAAAUGAUGUCCCUGAAGAAUGACACGACUCAGCACCUGUCAUGUCACUCAGUAGAACUGUUGAAACCAAGCCUGACGAGGAUCUUCGAGCACACAUCCAUGGCAAACAGCUUUAACACACACUUUGAGAUGGAAGAAUUAUAAAGGAUGUCAAAUAAAGACACCACAAAUUUAUUUUAUUGAAUUGUGAAUUUUUGAGCACACACUUGUUUCAGAAAUGUAUAGAAAUAAAAAUAUUGCCAUAAGACAAUGCCUACACAUUUAAUUUUGUAUCCUCUAAAAUAAAGAGGGAAAAGUUUCAUAUUUUAUAAGUCCCCACCUGGACAAUAGUUUAUAAUGCUGAGCACAGAUCUAAUACCCACUUUAUAGCUUGUGUAGGAUUUUUACUGAACACAGUUACGCUUUGAGGUUUAUGCUUUUGAUAGAGGUUGACCAACAUUUCUGCAUCCAUGCAAACGAGCCCUGCAAUGGCGGGCUUGGAGCUACAGUAAAGUCUGAUUUACUUCUGUAAGCUUGCUAGUAUAUGAAGUACCAAGUAACUGCUAAUAUAGGAAGUUAGAAAGUACUAAUGAUUUUUAUUAAUUGGUAUAUAGUCUUUUGAGAGUGAAAUAGAUUAGAUAUAAGAAGUCUGAAGAUUGGUGACUGCCUAAAUGUGAUUUUUGCUAGUUACUAAAGUAUUCUUAACUACUUACAAGAAUAAACUAACACGUUGUCUUAAACUGAUCAGGGAUCUAUGUGUAUAUGAGAGUCUGUGUUGAGUCUGUAUAAUUCGGUAGAUUUCAGUUCUUACGAUGUUCAUAACAAUUGUGAAAAGGAUAAAUUUGUCCCGUGUAACACCAUUAUUUUUAACCUUUCCUGUUAAUAGAGUUUUAAAAUUCUGUCUUGGUUUAUAUUACACAUGUAACUAUUAAUUUAAAUACUUAACCACUAAUUUUUAAAAAUUGCUAGUGUGAUACAGAAGAGUCAUUAUAAUUCAGAAUGUAGUCUGGUCUCUAGGGAGUAUUAAUAAGAAAGUUUACACAUAACUUUGUUCAUUCAGCAAAGACCUGGAUGCUCUCUUUCUCCCAAACUAAGACUCUUUUUGACAAUAAACACUUUUUAAAGAAACUUAUCUUUACCUUCCCCAAACAGGAAGUGACAGUAUUCAAGUCUGAAUAUAAUUCUACAGAGAAAUAGUGUUUCCUUUCUGCAGCAAAAUGCUGUAAUAAUCACAAAAAUAAGUGACAACUUAACUAGGGAAUUUCUUUGCUUUAUUUCACUGAUUACAAUACUAUGGUGAAUUACACAGAUUAUUAAUUUUUUACAAGAGUAAAAUAUAUUUAUUUGAAAUGGGAAAAGUGCAUUUUACUGUAUUUUGUGUAUUAUGUUUAUUUCUCAGAAAAUGGAGA
Molecule: messenger RNA, 2499 nt
Organism: Phyllostomus discolor (pale spear-nosed bat)
Lineage: Eukaryota; Metazoa; Chordata; Mammalia; Chiroptera; Phyllostomidae
Gene: TSPAN12
Product: tetraspanin 12
Exons: 9
Coding region: 338-1255 (305 amino acids)
Cellular component (GO): membrane
Source: RefSeq, a predicted model, not a curated record